Capsaspora owczarzaki ATCC 30864 is the source of this 971-nucleotide messenger RNA. RefSeq lists its product as hypothetical. The coding region runs from base 103 to 708 and encodes 201 amino acids. NCBI's taxonomy places the organism in Eukaryota, Filasterea, Ministeriida, Capsasporidae. The transcript is spliced from 6 exons. The record is from RefSeq and is a predicted model, not a curated record.
UUUUCAUUCGCACCGCCAGUCGUUCAGUACCUUAUUCUUUUGCCUUGCUGUUAGCGACGUGUCCAUCACAAACACCCAAGCAAAUCAAACAAACGCAACAACAUGGGUUUUGCAAAAGUUCUCUACGCCAUCACUUUGCUUAUUGCAUUGACCCUCAUCGGUCUCGCAGGCGCGAUCUUCCAAGGAGUCUUUGAAGUUCCUGCAGACACGGGCAACCGCCGAACCAACGCGGCAGGUACUUUCUGCUCUGCAGUGUCCCUCUUGGCAGGCACAACCACCGCCCUGGCGUGCAUUCUUGGCCUGAUCCUUGACCGUGAUAGCACGCACAGCAACCGCCGCAAUGCUUCCGGCCAAGAAGAAGUCCGCAAGCCCCUUUACGGCUCGUCUUCCGCUACUCUGGGCUCCCUUACUAUCGCCCUUGGUCUGACUCUGGUUGCGUUCGGCCUUGCCAUCCGCAUGUUCAAUGACCGUUUCGACAACCUCGGCAGCGUUACCAAGGCCAUGGGUUCGUUCGCAAUCAUUCUUCUUCCGUUUGUGUUUGGCUGCUGGCUCGCGAGCCUCCUGCUCAAGCGCACCAAGAGCACUAUGGUUGUCGAAUCUGGCGCUCCCCGCCGCAUCAACCCCAUCCCCAUGACUCCUGUCAACCAACCCGUUGCUCAGCCUGUUUACGCUCAGCAGCCUGCUUACGCUCAGCAGCCUGUCGUGUAAAAAGAAACGCUGCUGGUUGCCAAGCGUCCAAUGUUUGUGCGUGUUGUAAAUUGCGUGUAUUGUUGUCUGCAUGAUGCGCGGUUCUUCUCUUGUCCGUUGAGUCAGAGGUGUCGACUCUUGGACAAGUUUUCUGAUGGAAAAGAAGACAUUCAGUUCCGGAUGUUUGCUGUCUGCCCGAGUACUCGUCGUUGUUGCCUUCUUGUCUCGUUUUUUUGUUUUUCAGUGCAACUUGUUGUAUGAAUGAAUGCGAACGUUCGGUCACA